UCCUUCCACCCACUUUCUAAUGCGUAAACCCAAAACCAAAUUCACCUCUCCCCAUUUCUUUAAUCCCCAAUUCAUUUGCGUAUAAAUAUAAACUAGUCUUCUUCAUCUUCUUCCCCAAACCCAUAACUCUACUAAAACCUGCUACAAUUCACCAAUCAAUGGCUUCCUCUUCUCUGGCAUUAAUCUCUCCCAGAAAGCUGCGAUCAGAUCUCUACUCCUACUCCCACCAGGACGACUCCAACACAACUACCCCUCUGGUAAUUUCAGUUCUGGCUUCACUGAUGGAGAGAAGCAUGGCACGAAAUGCCAGGAUCGCCAAGAACUCUAACUGGGCAUUUUCUAAAGAUGCCAGAACUCAAGUUUUCGAUUGCUAUGAACCACCAGACAUGAGCAUUCAAUCGUAUCUCGAGAGAAUUUUCCGAUACACUCGAGCAGGUCCAUCGGUUUAUGUCGUCGCCUAUGUUUAUAUUGAUCGGUUUUGCCAGGGAAACCCUGGUUUUAGAAUCAACCCUAGAAAUGUUCAUAGACUUCUCAUCACCACCAUCAUGCUGGCAUCCAAAUAUGUCGAAGAUAUGAAUUACAGAAACUCGUAUUUUGCUCGAGUGGGGGGUUUAAGGACGGAAGAACUGAACAAGAUGGAGAUAGAGAUGUUGUUCUUGAUGGGAUUUAAAAUGCAUGUGAAUGUAAGUGUUUAUGAAAGUUACUGUUGUCAUCUGGAGAGGGAAGUGAGUAUUGGAGGAGGAUAUCAGAUCGAGAGGACUUUAAGAUGUGCAGAAGAGAUUAAAUCGAGACAAAUUGAAGAUAGAAGAUUCAAUCACAUCGCUCGUGUUAUGUUGUAGAAGAA
Carica papaya (papaya) is the source of this 844-nucleotide messenger RNA. It is a transcript of the gene CYCP3;1, whose product is annotated as cyclin p3;1. Gene Ontology annotation, biological process: regulation of cyclin-dependent protein serine/threonine kinase activity. The record is from RefSeq and is a predicted model, not a curated record. Gene Ontology annotation, molecular function: protein kinase binding. Lineage: Eukaryota; Viridiplantae; Streptophyta; Magnoliopsida; Brassicales; Caricaceae.